AUGGAACCAGAUGCUUUUAAGUUGGGUCUUCUGGAAAGAGAAAUUGAGGAUGUGCUUCAGCAAUUGCAUCAAGAACGGACACAAAAUCCAGAGAAAACUUCUCACAAACACUAUCUGAAAAAUGACAGAUGCACUGAUGAGAAAGAAAUUGAUGAAGAGGAUGUUUGUCCCAUUUGUCAGGAGGAGUUAAGAUUACAGAAACUGGAAUUUGUUUUCUGUAGAUAGAGCUGUGGUAACAACGUUCACAAAAAAUGUAUAAAAAUUUGGGCUGACCACCAAGAUGAACUGGAGAAUGACUCUGUAGUGAAGUGUCCACUUCACAGAGAAAACUUUGCACCUCUAAGGCUCAUUCUAGAAGAGUUUAAAAACUCUAAACUACUUGUGACUGCAACAGAGAAAACAAGACUGGACAGGCACCUUGGAAUCCCUUGUAAUAACUGCAGAGUAUUUUCAAUUGUAGGAAAUUGCUACAAUUGUACCCCAAAGAACAUUGUAAAAUCUUUACCCAUCAUUUUAAUUAGUAAACAUAGUAAUUUACUUGCCCCAGGUAUUCAGUAGACUUUGAAGAGCUUUCAACUUGGUCAGCAUGUAAGAAUCCUACCGUGUAAUCACAAGUUUCACAGGGAAUGUAUUGACAGUUGGUUACUGCAGCAAAGAAAAUGUCCUAUUAAUGAACACGUUGUAUACAGUGCAAUGACAUGGAAGGAUAUGCCAGCCAAACAUGGAAACUACUCAACAGGUUCUCAUGCAAAUCUUGGCAAACUUGCAAAGCAGGUGGAACCAGAAAUUUGUGUAUCUGGAAAUGGAUUACUUCUCAAGCAAACAUCAUCUGAACGUUCUCAAAGUAUCUUCAGAAAACUUUCUAACAAAUAUGUGCCAAAGUCCCAAAAGGAUUUAAGAUUUUUUAGCAACCUCCAUUUAGAAGAAUCUGAUCAGAACAGCAGUAGAAACCUAAGUGAUUUUUCCAGGCAUAGUAAAGAAUACUCUCUAAGCUGUUUUGAAACAGCAUCUUCUGGGAAGUUCAGUAUCAUUAGAAAGGAUGACAUUCAUAACACUUUGAGAAGCCAGCAUCAGUUUGACUGUGACAAUACAAAGUAG
Harpia harpyja (harpy eagle) is the source of this 1098-nucleotide messenger RNA. It is a transcript of the gene ZSWIM2, whose product is annotated as zinc finger SWIM-type containing 2. Gene Ontology annotation, molecular function: ubiquitin protein ligase activity. NCBI's taxonomy places the organism in Eukaryota, Metazoa, Chordata, Aves, Accipitriformes, Accipitridae. The record is from RefSeq and is a predicted model, not a curated record.